UCCUCCUCCUCCUCCUCCUCCUCCUCCUCCUCCUCCUCCUGCUCCUGCUCGGCCGGGCGGGGAGCAUGGCGGUGCCGCGGCUCCUGCGGGCAGCAGCCCCGCGGCUCUACAGCAGCGCACCGGCACCGGCCCCGGCCGCCCGGCCCCGCGCGGCGGAUGACAAGCUGCUCUCCGAGCCUCUCGGCCACCCCGACUUCUUCAACGUGAAGGAGCUCUUCUCCCUGAAAGAUCUCUUCGAUGCUCGGGUGCACCUGGGGCACAAAAAGGGAUGUCGGCAUAGGUUCAUGGAGCCUUACAUCUUCGGCUGCCGCCUGGACCAGGACAUCAUAGACUUGGAUCAGACGAUGCAGCAUCUCCAGCUGGCUCUCAACUUCACCGCCCACGUCGCCUACCGCAAGGGCAUCAUCCUCUUCAUCAGCCGCAGGCGCCAGUUCUGCCACCUGGUUGAGAGCACGGCGCGGGAGUGCGGGGAGUACGCCCACACCCGAUACUGGCAGGGCGGCCUGCUCACCAACGCACACAUCCAGUUUGGGUCCGGCGUCCGCCUGCCCGACCUCAUCAUCUUCCUCAGCAGCCUCAACAACGUCUUUGAGCCCCAUGUGGCCAUCCGGGAUGCUGCCAAGAUGAACAUCCCAACGGUGGGUGUGGUGGACACAAACUGCAACCCCUGUUUGAUCACUUAUCCUGUCCCCGGGAACGACGACAGCCCCACCGCCAUGGAGCUCUACUGCAAGCUCUUCAGGAUGGCCAUCAUCCGCGCCAAGGACAAGAGGAGGCAGAGUGAGGUCUUUGACGAGCUGCGGAGCAACGUGGAGGGCAAUUAGAGCCCUAGGGACAGGCUCGGCCGUGCCCAGACGCCUGGUGAUGGGCGUCCUGCUCCACUCCCGUGGGCAUUGAUCCUGCACCAACCCAACUGGGCUGGUUGUGGAAAGGACCCGGCAACUCUGCCGCUGCGCAGAGGUCCCAUGGCGGUCACAACUGUCUCCAGCUCAAAAUAAAAUUAUGCGGAGCAAUGCGAGGGGAGACGGAGCCAGGGCAGAGCCAGCUGCUGUCCUUGUUUGUCCCUCUUGCAAGGAGGUGGCUUGCUCCUGUGGCCUUCUUGUCCCUGAGCUUGUGAUCUCACUUGAAACCACUUGUAUCUUCACGCUUCUUGGUAUGACAAAUAAAGGUCCCUGUGAUCCUU
Molecule: messenger RNA, 1183 nt
Organism: Chroicocephalus ridibundus (black-headed gull)
Lineage: Eukaryota; Metazoa; Chordata; Aves; Charadriiformes; Laridae
Gene: MRPS2
Product: mitochondrial ribosomal protein S2
Exons: 4
Coding region: 66-824 (252 amino acids)
Biological process (GO): translation
Cellular component (GO): mitochondrial small ribosomal subunit; ribosome
Molecular function (GO): structural constituent of ribosome
Source: RefSeq, a predicted model, not a curated record